AUGGAGGUGCUGGAGAGCGGGGAGCAGAGCGCCCUGCAGUGGGACCGCAAGCUGAGCGAGCUGUCAGAGCCGGGGGACCCCGAGGCUCUCACGUACCCCACGCACUUCACAGAACUUCUGGAUGAGUUUUCCCAGAACGUCCUGGGUCAGCUGCUGAACGACCCUUUCCUCUCAGAGAAGAGUGUGUCAAUGGAGAUGGAGCCAUCCCCAACAUCCCCAGCACCUCUCAUCCAGGCCGAGCACAGCUAUUCUCUGAGUGAGGAGCCGCGGGCCCAGUCACCGUUCACCCACGUUACCAACAGCGACAGCUUCAAUGAUGAUGAAGUGGAGAGUGAGAAAUGGUACCUGUCUGCCGAAUUUCCUUCAGCCACCAUCAAGACGGAGCCGAUUACGGAGGAGUCACCCCCAGGACUUGUUCCCUCUGUCACUCUGACCAUCACAGCCAUCUCCACCCCGUUCGAAAAGGAGGAACCUCCUCUGGAAGUGAAUACUGGGGUUGAUUCCUCGUGCCAGACAGUCAUCCCCAAGAUUAAGCUGGAGCCUCACGAAGUGGAUCAGUUCCUAAACUUCUCUCCCAAAGAAGCCUCCGUGGACCACCUGCACCUGCCGCCCACCCCUCCCAGCAGCCACAGCAGUGACUCCGAGGGCAGCCUGAGCCCCAACCCACGCCUGCACCCCUUCGGCCUGCCGCAGACCCACAGCCCAGCCAGGGUGGUGCCGCGGGCCCCCUCGGCCCUCUCCAGUUCCCCGCUCCUCACCGCGCCUCAUAAACUGCAGGGCUCAGGCCCCUUGGUCCUGACAGAGGAGGAGAAGAGGACACUGGUUGCCGAGGGUUAUCCCAUCCCCACCAAGCUGCCCCUGACAAAAUCAGAGGAGAAAGCGCUGAAGAAAAUCCGGAGGAAGAUCAAGAACAAGAUUUCUGCGCAGGAGAGCAGGAGAAAGAAGAAGGAGUACAUGGACAGCCUGGAGAAGAAGGUGGAGUCUUGUUCAACGGAGAAUUUGGAGCUUCGGAAGAAGGUUGAGGUUCUGGAGAACACCAACAGGGCCCUCCUCCAGCAACUGCAGAAGCUGCAGACUCUGGUGAUGGGCAAGGUUUCUCGCACUUGCAAACUGGCCGGCACGCAGACUGGCACCUGCCUCAUGGUGGUUGUGCUGUGCUUUGCCGUGGCGUUCGGCAGCUUCUUUCAGGGCUACGGGCCCUACCCUUCUGCCACCAAGAUGGCCCUGCCCAGCCAGCAUUCCGUGCCAGAGCCGUACACCGCCUCCGUGGUGAGGUCCAGGAACCUGCUCAUCUACGAGGAGCACUCUCCCCUGGAGGAGCCGUCCAGCCCCGCCCCGGCCGGGGAGCUCGGCCGCUGGGACAGAGGCUCCUCCCUGCUCCGGGCGUCGGGGCUGGAGUCCAGACCGGACGUGGACCUUCCCCAUUUCGUCAUCUCCAACGAGAGCAGCCUGGAGAAGUCCGUGCUGUGGGAGCUCCAGCAGCGCCUGGUCAGCGCCCAGCUGGAGGGGAACGAAACACUAAAAGUUGUCGAACUCGACAGGAGAGUGAACGCCACCUUCUGA
This is a messenger RNA of Pipistrellus nathusii (Nathusius's pipistrelle), 1563 nucleotides long. The record is from the annotation of a GenBank genome assembly. Lineage: Eukaryota; Metazoa; Chordata; Mammalia; Chiroptera; Vespertilionidae.